UAUUCCAUCUAGCUCAUACAUACCCAAAAUUGAAUUCGGAGCAAAAUAUUCCUCCGGAAAUUCAAGAAAUCAACCAUGUCUAAAUCAAGCAAGUCUCUCUACCCAGAAAUGAUCGAAUCAAAUCCAGAAUCUACUUCACAACUCUUACCGAACGCAGAUCAAAGAAGACCCACUUCGUCUUCCUCCUCAUCAUCUCUCUACCCUUCUAUUGAUUUGAAAGAUCUAGCCCAAAAUCUCUUUCCGGACGACGACAACCACGAUGUUCAAGUUGAGAUUCAGCAGGGUCCGGGCAGUCAGAGGAACAUAGCUUUUGAGUCAUCCGAGGAAGUAAUUAUCAAAAUCCCAGGUGCUAUACUGCAUUUGAUUGAUAAAGAGCAGAGCGUUGAGCUGGCAAAUGGACAACUCUCAAUCGUUAUGCUCCGGCAGGGUGAUAACGUCGUGGCGGUGCUCGCUAGGAUCGACGACAAAAUUCAGUGGCCCUUGGCUAAAGAUGAAGCUGCAGUCAAGCUUGACGAAUCCCAUUAUUUUUUCACUUUACGAGUCCCACCCGAAAGUACUGACGGUGUGUGGAGUGAAGAGAAUGUUUUGAAUUAUGGGCUGAAUAUCGCUGCAAAAGGGCAGGAAGGAUUAUUGAGGGAGUUGGAUGGGGUAUUGGAGAAGUACAGUGCAUUUAGAGCGGAGAAGGUGGCGGAGAAAGGGGCGGCUGAAGAGACAAAAAUGCCCUUUAAUUCCGGUCAAAUUUGUGCUUAAAGUCAUCGGAAGUCCUCAAAGUAUGCAUUUUUAAUUAUUUAAGGAUCAAUCGGAAACAAAUUUUAGAUGAGGGGCCAAAAGUUGACAACGACAAUAGUUUAAGG
Messenger RNA from Coffea eugenioides, 854 nucleotides. Its product is annotated as protein EARLY-RESPONSIVE TO DEHYDRATION 7, chloroplastic-like. Lineage: Eukaryota; Viridiplantae; Streptophyta; Magnoliopsida; Gentianales; Rubiaceae. Gene Ontology annotation, cellular component: plasma membrane. The transcript has a single exon. The coding region runs from base 76 to 750 and encodes 224 amino acids. The record is from RefSeq and is a predicted model, not a curated record.